This is a messenger RNA of Punica granatum (pomegranate), 1436 nucleotides long. NCBI's taxonomy places the organism in Eukaryota, Viridiplantae, Streptophyta, Magnoliopsida, Myrtales, Lythraceae. The record is from RefSeq and is a predicted model, not a curated record.
CUUCAACUGGGGAACCAAAACUAGGGUUACCGUCGUCUCUCUCGCUCGUUCAGAUACAACAGAGGUUCCCACUGGGCUCAUCGCCGCCGGCGGAUAGACUCAGGAAGUUGCGGCGGCCGUUUCCUCCUCCUACAUCCGGCUUCUCAUCACUACGUCAUCCAUGGCUGCCCCAGCGACAAGGUCCUUCCUGCAAGUUGCGUCCACCGAGGAGGUUGCGUCGCCUCUCAGAGUUGUCCAGAUUGAGGGCCUUGUCGUAUUGAAGAUAAUCAAGCACUGCAAGGAGUUCUCUCCUGCCCUUGUGACGGGGCAACUGCUCGGAUUAGAUGUUGGCAGUGUUCUUGAAGUCACGAAUUGCUUCCCUUUUCCAAGUAGGGAGGAGGAUGAGGAAAUUGAAGCAGACGGUGCCAAUUACCAGCUUGAAAUGAUGAGGUGUCUUCGAGAAGUCAAUGUUGACAAUAACACUGUUGGAUGGUAUCAGUCUACAUUGUUAGGUUCUUACCAGACAGUGGAACUGAUUGAAACCUUCAUGAAUUACCAGGAGAAUAUCAGGCGAUGUGUUUGCAUAAUAUAUGAUCCUUCAAGGUCCAGCCAAGGUGUCUUAUCACUCAAGGCCUUGAAGCUCUCUGAUUCUUUCAUGGAACUCUACCGAAAUCACAAUUUCACUGGAGAGAAGUUAAGGGAGAAAAACUUGUCUUGGGUGGAUAUCUUCGAAGAAAUUCCUAUCAAGGUUUCAAAUUCUGCCCUUAUGAGUGCCUUUAUGACUGAGCUGGAAGCCGAUUCGCCAGUGACCCAGUGUGAUUAUGAUCGCCUCCAAUUAUCAAGUGGUCCAUUUGUGGAGAGGAACAUGGAAUUUUUGAUUGAGUGCAUGGAUGAUUUGUCAGUUGAACAACAAAAGUUCCAAUAUUACUAUAGGAACUUAUCAAGACAGCAGGUACAGCAGCAAGCAUGGCUACAGAAAAGAAGGGCUGAGAACUUUUCACGUAAAGCUGCUGGAGAGGAGCCUUUGCCUGAGGAGGAUCCAUCAAAUCCGAUUUUCAAGCCUAUCCCUGAGCCAUCUCGCUUGGAGAGCUUUCUUGUAACCAAUCAAAUCUCCAACUACUGCAACCAAAUCAAUGGGGUUUCGGGACAAAGCUUCAGCAGACUCUAUUUGAUGAAGGCAUUGCAUGACAAUUGACAAGAGAGUGGUUAUCUUUCUCUGCUCUCUAGUUUAAAUUUUUACAUUGUUUAGCAGUAAAAUGAUGUUUCAUGUUAUAUUAAGAAAAUUAUUUAGAGCACAUCCUUUUUGGUCAUUGCUCUUUCUUCUGUUGUAUUCGAGGCUUGUUUGAUCCUGAAGCUCUGAAGCAUACCAUUAAAUAACAUGAGAAUUUCGACGGAGGCUACUAUGAACUGUGGAAAAUUUUGAUGGAAAGUAGUGUAGUAGAAAGUGCCUUUCAACA